GAGUGCUUCAUCGACAGGUGGCGCUAAGCCGCAAAAAAAUUAAAAAACUAACAUAAAAAUAACCUCACAAUUUUACAAAAGCCCGCCAAUAACAUUUUUGCAUUAAUUAUGAAAAAAACUAAAGUUCUUAACGCCUCUAAACACAAUUGGAAAAUUUCGGAUUUUUUUACAAAAUGUCCCAACCCUUCAUGGACUGAGAGCUGUGAAAACAAAAGAAAAAAUUCCGAUUUUCCCAUAAAGACUGAGCCCCAAUCACCCGAAAAGUGUAACGCGGAGUCACCAAAUAGCAAACGAAGAAAAUUCGAUGAAAAUAGCGAUCCUUUAGAUUCUCACAAUAUAACAAUUAAGACUGAACCCUUAUCUCAAGUUUGUGACAGUGGUGGUACUAGUUUUAACGUCGUAACACCUGAAAAAAAAUUCAAACCUUCCAGUUCCAUGAAGACACCCACCCCUAAAAAAAUCGAGAUUUUGGCCAGUUCUAAUCAAAGGAGGACGCCCCAAAGUGGGCGGAAAACAACCCCGAAGAAAUUGUUUGAAAAAUCGCCGAGGAAAUUGGAGGAAUUUAACGUCCAAAUUUUGGAAAAUUUCGUCAAAGUGUCUCCGAGCACUUCCAACAGAAAAAUCGUAAUUAAAAGCACGCCGACCAAAAACCAUGCGCAGAGUCACAUCGAUGAAUUUUUAUCUCCAACUAUUUCAAAGUCUCCUGCCCAAAGUCGCAAUGAAACCACUCCGUCUAAAGCCCGAACUCGGUUACUUUUCACGGAUGAUAAAAAACCGAGUCCAAUGGAUGAUUUGGAUCAAUUUUUUAACGAUUCGUUUGAGGAUUUAGUUACUAAUUGCAAUACAUUGGAUUUGGGGGAACCACAGCAUUGUCAGAUCGUCCAAGUGUCACACAAUGGGGGCAAAAUCGUCUUGAAUUUAAAAUCGACCAAGGGCGGGGAGACUGGUUUCUGUUACAUUGAACAAUUUUGGGCUUCCGGAAACCGAUUCAAAAUCGGCGAUUCUGUCUACAUCAAAGCUGAAAAAAACUCAAACGGUGAUUGGGUCGUUAACAACGACACGGGAUGGCUAGUUUACCAACCAGAUAUAUUAAUUUCGUGCACUUCAGUCGUUGGAAGUCUAUUUUGCAAACGCAAAGCUGUCUUAUCCGACCGUUUCCGUGGCUUCGAACCAACAAAUCGCGUCAUGCUAAUCGGCACUUUAGCACACACCCUCCUCCAACAAUCUUUGAGAAAAAAAUUAACAAAAAGGAAGCAAAUUGAGGCGAUUUUGAAAAAUUUGCUCGCAUCCAAAGACACGAUAAAAAGAUUGUACGAAGCCAACCUAACCGUUGCCGACCUUGAAUCAGACUUGGAGGUGUUUGUGCCCAAAUUGGUCGCUUUUAUCAGCGAACACAUAACAACGGGGCAAAUCUGCGACAUUGAGGAUAUUGAGGAAAACUUGUGGUGUCCCCAGUUGGGGCUCAAGGGAAAAAUCGAUGUUACAGUGCGGUCAAAUACCGGCGUUAUGCCCCUCGAGGUCAAGACAGGUCGAGCGACUGUCUCACUUGAGCACAGAGGACAAGUCGUUUUGUACUUAAUGAUGAUGAAUAAGUUCGGGCUUGAUGUCUCCUCUGGUCUGUUGCUCUACUUGAAAGAAGGGGUUUUGAAGGAGAUUAAGGCCACAGAGCAAGAAAAACGUGAUGUUUUGAUUUUACGGAACGAAUUGGCGUAUUUUUUGGCCAGUGACGUAGGGGAAUUACCGGAGCCGUUGAAUAAUAUUCGGGUUUGUCAGAAGUGUGCUUUGAGUACCGUUUGCAGCGCCUAUUUGAAGUUUGAAGAUCACGAUUUAACAGAAAAUAAAGCGAUGCAAGAAGUACAAAAGAAAUCAAUUGGUCAUUUGAGUCAAGCACACUUAGAUUAUUUUCUUAAAUGGAGUAAUUUGUUGAGCAUGGAAGCACAACAUAGUAAAACAACAAAGUCGCUACAACAAAUUUACACUUUACCACCGGCUAAAAGAGAAGCUUUAGGUCGAUCGAUUGUCAACAUGAGAGUGACUUUUGUCGAAAAUGAAACCAACGGUUUAUUUAAACAUACAAUGGAAAAGGAAAAUCCCAGUUUGGCCAACCUUACGGCUUACGAUAUCAUUGAAAAUAAUUACAUAGUCGUCAGCACUGAUUCCCGGCCUGCUGUUGCGUCAGGAUUCGUAACAGAAGUCUCCCCAACUCAAAUCAGUAUUACACUUGAUAGAGAUCUCAAUGUAAAAUAUCGCAAUCAAUUGUUUCAUCUCGACACCUACGAUUCAAAUAUCACUUUCACUUUUAAUAUGACAAGUUUAGUGUUGCUUAUUGAGAAUUCGGAAAGGGCUGCUCAGUUAAGGAGUGUUAUAAUUGAUAAAGCUCCGCCCACUUUUGCACCAAAACUGCCGUCAGUUGUUGCGAAAAAGGGGGCCCCGAUUUUACGACGUCUAAAUCAUGUGCAACAGAAGGCUGUGCUUAAAGCAUUGUGCGCAAAUCAGUUUUUGCUGAUCAAGGGGAUGCCAGGCACUGGUAAAAGCGCCACCAUUGUUGCCCUAAUCCAACUGCUAAUCGAACUGAAUAAAAGUGUCCUCAUAACUAGUCAUACUCAUUCAGCCAUUGACAACAUUUGUAUCCGUUUGCAGAAACUAAACGUUGACUUCAUAAGACUCGGAUCUGAGAGUAAAAUCGAUUCGAAAUUGAAACCAAAUUUGGAAACGACUCUCACUGAAAAAUGUACAACACCCGAGGAAAUGAACGAAAUUUACAACAAAUACAAAGUGAUUGCGGUUACGUGUCUCGGCUCCGGCCACCCUCUCCUCACCAAACGCACUGUAGACGUAUGUAUAGUCGAUGAAAGCACUCAAGUCCUCCAAACGUCAGUGAUUAAGCCGUUAUUUGCUGCCAAAUCUUUUAUUCUGAUUGGUGAUCCCCACCAACUUGCACCUCUAGUACGCCAACGUGAUGCCUUAGAGGCAGGAAUGUCGGAAAGUCUUUUCGAAAGACUGGAAAAUUCUGAAGGGACAAUUACCCUAAACCUCAACUAUCGCAUGAAUAAAACAAUCACCGAGUUGGCCAAUGCUCUCACGUAUCAAGGCCAACUACAGACGGCCAGUGAGGAAGUGGCAAACCGUGUCUUGAAACUGCCCAAAAUUGAGAUCGUUAAAAAAGAGUAUAAAGAGCACCAGUGGCUGCUCAACUGCCUCGACGUGUCGUUAGAGGGCGCUGUACAAUUUAUAGACACCGGCCCUGUAUCCGAAUUAACCAAUCACGCUGAUUGGAUUACCAAAACUGUGAAAGACGGUUGUGAUCUGCAGAACUGUAUCAACGUUUACGAGAUUGCAAUUGUCGUGACACUAGUCAAGGCACUGAUACUGGGUGGUGUUGCAAGCAGCGACAUCGGCGUCAUUGCGACAUACAGGGCCCAGGUGUCGCAAAUCACCGAUUUGCUCGAAAAAUAUCAAGUCGAUGUUAGCACAGUGGACCAGUUUCAAGGGCGCGAUAAAAGUGUGAUUAUUUAUUCUUGUACCAAAAGUUCGGCCCAAAUUGCAACAAAUACGCUUAAAUACGAAUUGUUGGAGGAUAAGAGGAGACUGACUGUUGCUGUGACACGAGCCAAACGUAAAUUACUAAUAGUUGGGGAUUCCAGCACUUUGGUGAGGUACAAGACGUUUGAGACGAUUUUAACUCACCUGGAAAAACAUAUCGUUAAGUUUGAUUCAGAGUGGUCCAUUUUGAAUAGUCUCUAAGUAUUGUUUUUGAGGAUUAUUUAUUUUUUUAAGCCAGAAGGAAGGAAUCGUGGUUAAGUGAGAAUUUCUAUUUUUUAACUUUAUAAAUAAAGAAAUCCUAAUAUACAUAUUUAUUGAUACAUAA
Tribolium castaneum (red flour beetle) is the source of this 3868-nucleotide messenger RNA. It is a transcript of the gene Dna2, whose product is annotated as DNA replication helicase/nuclease 2. Gene Ontology annotation, molecular function: single-stranded DNA helicase activity; 5'-flap endonuclease activity. The record is from RefSeq and is a predicted model, not a curated record. NCBI's taxonomy places the organism in Eukaryota, Metazoa, Arthropoda, Insecta, Coleoptera, Tenebrionidae. Gene Ontology annotation, cellular component: cytoplasm. Gene Ontology annotation, biological process: replication fork reversal. The coding region runs from base 109 to 3744 and encodes 1211 amino acids. The transcript is spliced from 16 exons.